ACUGCAGUCGGGUGUUGGGCGCUAGGUGGUCAGAAAUGGGGCCGAGUGGACCUACGCCAAUGGAGACGCCGAUGAUGACGACGACGCCGGGCCAGAAGCACAUGGACCCGACGUGCGAUGACGAGCGCGUGGUCGCCCUCGAGGCCGCGCUCCGUGACAAGGAGCACGAGCUGCUCGUGCUGCAGCGCAGCCAUGACGAGUACGUGCACUCGAGCUGCGAGAUCGAGCACGAGCUCGAGGUGGAGGUCCAGCGCCUCGAAGCCGCGCGGGCCAAGACCGACGAGCAGCUCGAGAAAGCGCUCGACGACGCGCGCAGUGCGCAGCAGGCCGUGCUCACCGCUAACAAGGACGUCGUUCAACUUCAAAGUGUCAUCGAGGAGCUCACGAAGACCACGAGUACGCUCAAGAAGCAAGUGCAAGUGCUCGAGCAGCACAACGACGACCUCGAGCGCCGCGAGCGAGAGCUCCAAGCGUCCGUCGAGGACCUCGAGGCGCGGCUCGACGACAGCAUGGAACAAAACGUCUUUCUCCAGCAAGAGCGCGACGAUCUGCAGAAGCAGUCGGAUUUCCGACCGCCCUCAAAGCUGGCGCCUGUCAAUGUCAACAUGGACCUCGCCAAGCCUGCGAUCCCGAUCGCGUUCCAUGCGAUCGAGUCGCCCGUGCCGCCAACGCGCCGGGUGUCUAUGCCGGCCCGGGUGUACAUUGCUGCGAAAAACAGUUGCGGGCCCGUGUGUGCCAUCAUGUAGCAGUACUACUGUUCCGCCGUCUGUCGCCCUCGUUGUCCUCGUCCACGUACUACACUCUGAUCUUAGACGAUAUUAAUACACACGCCUUUAUUUAUUCACGGCC
Molecule: messenger RNA, 849 nt
Organism: Saprolegnia parasitica CBS 223.65
Lineage: Eukaryota; Oomycota; Saprolegniomycetes; Saprolegniales; Saprolegniaceae
Exons: 1
Coding region: 36-746 (236 amino acids)
Biological process (GO): mitotic centrosome separation; centrosome localization; cell migration
Cellular component (GO): kinetochore; centrosome; kinesin complex
Molecular function (GO): microtubule binding
Source: RefSeq, a predicted model, not a curated record